GAUACAACUAGUCUAAUUAGAUGCAGCUAGAGCACAAGGGAAGUGUCCGAGGCUCCGAGCAGACAAUGAACGCGUCGUCAUUAUCCACCGGAGCAGACUGAGCAUAAAGUCGUCCAUCAUUUUAUUAGACUCAAGACGAAUAAACCGCAACAAUGAAUAUCUCUCAUGAAGUCGAGUUGCUGGUGGAGGAGAUCAAGCGUCUUGGCAGUCCAAAUGCUGAUGGUCAGAUGACCGUGAAAUUUGGCAUCUUAUUCAAUGACGACCGUUGUGCCAACAUCUUCGAGGCGCUGGUGGGCACCCUGAGGGCAGCCAAGAAAAAGAAGAUCAUCAAAUUUGAGGGCGAGUUGCUCUUGCAGGGCGUCCAUGAUAACGUUGAUAUCGUCCUGCUCCAGGACUGAGGCCAGAGUUUGUACCAGAUGGCCAUCUAGCGACUAACACUGAGCUUCUGCAGUGUACCGGCUUGUCACUGAGCUUCUGUUUUCAGUUCUCUUCCCUCAUGUGCAAGGCUCAGUGUCUGAAUUGACAACAUAACGACCAAACAGACUAGAUCAAACAGUACGCUCACAGACCCAGCUGGCAUGUCUGCAUACGACUUAAUUUGAUUCCACCGUGCCAAACGAAACAGUGUCACAAAUAUUUUAGUUUUUCAGGGGCUGAGUUAACGGCCACAUUUCAUAGUUUCAGACGACGACAAGGAGAAAUGGUGUUUCUCUCUUUCUCAGGCGCUGCUCUUUUAUCAACCACAGGUCUGAAAUGUCAUUUUGAUACACUUUUAAGACUAUAAACGCACAAGUCAGGAAUGUAACAAUUUGUGUAACAUGUUAAUUUGGGUUUUUUUUGUUAAUUUUUGGGAGAAAUUACAGUAUGGGGUAACUAUCACAACCAAAUGCCUCUCUAGAUGGUAUCAGUGUACGGAUAAAGGACACACAGAAAAGACACUGGUCAGAUUUUUGACAGACUUCUUCAGAUUUUGAAUUGGAGCACUCAGACAGCGGGUAGUGUGUGUCCACCAUGUGUCACCAAAUGGCGGUUAUUGUUUACACGAGCCAUUUCUACUACCUCUUGUGGACUUUUUGAGAAGACAUUAUAAGACUAGUGCUUUUGGAAAUACAACUCCUUGAUAGAAACUACACAGACAGACGCAUUUCAAGAAAGACUUUUGCACCUUUUUGUACUCGUUGCAAUCUGCUAGAGUAGUUUUUAUUCCAUCUUUUUACACGUGGUCGAUAAUGAAUUUUCUCGUCUUCUAAACCAACUCCAAAACAUGCCUUUUGUAAAGAAACAGUUGAUGAGCAAAUGGCGAAUGUAUUUCUCAUGCACUUUUUGUUAGUGUGUAAAUCAUGACAGGGUGAUUGGUGCCAAAUGCAAAAGAUGAAUUUGUGAUGUUUCUCAGGACCAAAUCGACACAACCAAAAUGUUUGAAUAAUUGUCCUGUAGCUUAAAUUAGGUGUCGUACUUGUGACACAAGAUGUGCAUUUAUAGUUUUAUUAGUUUUUUUUAUUUUUCAUUUUGCCACUCUUUGUUCUGUACUGUAGGUCAAAUGAUACUUGCAGAUACGGCGUAGUGUUUUCCCACGGUCAAAACUCAUCACUGGCGGGCGUUUUAUUGUGUCUGUUUUCAGCAAAGGUCCUUCUUUUGGUAUUUAAUUCAACAAAAAUGUCAUUGACAAACACGCCGAGCUUUGUACGGAAGCUCAAAGUGGUCAAAAUUGAAUAAAUUAAUAUGAACACCAUAAAGAAACAUAAAGUUAUAAAAUAGUCCAAUAUGUACAUUUAAUAGUGAUCAAUAAAUUCUGCUUUUUUUUUUCCAUGUUAACAUUUAAGGUAUUUUUUUGUUAAAAAAAUUUACAGACAUUAAUACAGCACUUUAGAUCAUUUUAAUUUAAAUCCAGCUGUUUUUUCCUAAGUGUCCUUUUCAUAAAUUAAAAAAAAUAAAUAAAAAUCAAAAAUGAAGUUUUUCCAAGUGAUAAUAUUAUUUCAAAAUGCCACACUGUUUAUCACAAAUAAUUUGACAUGACGGAUACAGCUACGUGAUUGGCUGUGGACUCAUUCAGACCAAAGCAACAGCCAAUGACAUAAUUUUUAGUGCCUGGUUUGACUUCAUUUACAAAAAAAAUUUGUGAUGAAAUAUGGUUUGGGGGAAAAUUAUUUAACAAAAGAGUUCAGGCAAAAAAAAAGAACAUUUUGAAAAAAAAAAAGAAAAAAUGUAAAAUAACCUCUAUUAAACACUCUUAUUUUGAAAAGACGCCAAAUCAAUUGACAUUUCAUGAAUUGAGUUUUAAAAAUAUUUUAACAAUUAAAUGGUUCUAAUUUCAGAUUUUUUCAUAUCAUUUAUUUCAUAAUAUUUUUAUUAGUUUAAUUUUGACUACUUUAAGCCGCCAUAGCUAUUAAAAUAAGUAGAAAGAUUUAUCUUGGAUAAACAUCAGAAGGACCAACAAUCUCCAAGUUUGCCUGAAUGUAACAUCACCUACACCUGCAUAAUAUCAAGCUUUACAUAUCACAACCACAGAGAAGCGAUCAGCUGUGUAAAACUGCGCCUCAUCUGCAAGUUUCACAAGACCCAUCUCACAUUCACUGCUGUGUACCAACCUAGCUCCAUCUUUUAUGCUCAGGUGUUUUGGCUGUUUUGUUUCAGUUUGACUUGAAUUAUGUCUUUCUGUUUCUCAACCAUUUGGGAGAUUGUGCUCUGAAAGGCGUGAGCGGCUCAGAUCAAUUAAGAACAUGUCAAAAUCAGGAAAACCGUACGAGCUUAAAGCUGAAAUGUAGCCUAGAAAUAAGAUGUAAUCAUCAGGAUAAGAAACACCGGGCUAAGUAGGAAAGUUAUGAAAAUAAUGGGGGAGAAAACGAGCUUGAGGACGAAACAUGCUGCUUUCAUCACUGUCAUUUUGGAUUAUCCUGCUGUGUGUUGCACUGGAGUGAGCUGAACAUAAAUGCACAUUACAGUACAAGUUCACACUUAGCGAGAGGGGAAAGUUACGGUGGGAGCGGUGCCAGUACCUCGAGCCAUUUCUGUGAACUGGUGGGAUGCCUGCAUGAUGUGUUCAUGUGCGUCAUGACUGUCUUUUUGUAUUGGCAAUAACACAUUCCUAAACCAACAAAGGUUUCUGUUACUGUGGAAUACACUCUGAGGAAUUAAAUCUUUACACUUGAAGCCUUCAA
Epinephelus moara (kelp grouper) is the source of this 3158-nucleotide messenger RNA. RefSeq names its product ABRA C-terminal like (gene abracl). Gene Ontology annotation, biological process: regulation of actin filament-based process. Lineage: Eukaryota; Metazoa; Chordata; Actinopteri; Perciformes; Serranidae. The record is from RefSeq and is a predicted model, not a curated record. The transcript has 3 exons. Bases 153 to 398 code for a protein of 81 amino acids.